GAGCGGCGCUUUGUUUGAUUCCAUCUGCUCCCAACAAAUUCUUGUCGAAGUAAUCAGUUCAAUUCAUCUCUGCGGCGAAAAAAUUGCUCGGAAACUAAGCUCCAAUAAUGGCGGCGAAGCACGACGAGCUGCCGGUCCCGAUCUUCUCCUCCCUCGAUCCUGUCUACGGUGGCGAUUCUCAACGGGAAGAAGCUCAGCUCCGGUUCGACAAGUUGAAGUCCAAGUUUCUCCAAGUCUUCGGCCAUCCCCCUGACCUCUACGCCCGCGCUCCAGGACGAGUGAAUUUGAUUGGCGAGCACAUCGACUAUGAAGGCUACUCGGUGCUGCCAAUGGCGAUUCGGCAGGACACGAUCGUAGCGAUUCGUAAGCGGUCUCCAUCGGAGGCGGAGAAGCUUCUUCGAAUUGAGAAUGUCAACGAGGAGAAGUAUGCAACGUGCAUUUAUCCUGCGGAUCCUAACCAGGAAAUUGACUUGAAACAUCACAGAUGGGGCCAUUAUUUCAUCUGUGGGUACAAAGGUUAUUAUGAAUACGCCAAAACUAAAGGGAUGGAUGUUGGAGUCCCAGUUGGGCUUGAUGUUAUGAUUGAUGGAACUGUUCCAACUGGGUCCGGACUUUCGAGCUCUGCUGCAUUUGUUUGUUCUGCUACUAUUGCAAUUAUGGCUGCUUUUGGUGUCAGCAUUCCAAAGAAAGAAGUUGCUCAGUUGACGUGUGAUUGUGAAAGGCAUAUAGGAACUCAAUCUGGAGGAAUGGAUCAGGCGAUCUCUGUAAUGGCUAAGUCUGGAUUUGCUGAACUUAUAGAUUUCAACCCUGUUCGAGCAACUGAUGUGCAUCUGCCUGAUGGUGGGACUUUUGUGAUUGCCCACUCUUUGGCAGAGUCUGAAAAGGCUGUCACUGCUGCAACUAACUACAACAACAGAGUAGUUGAAUGCCGCUUAGCUUCUAUCAUACUUGGGAUAAAGCUUGGAAUGAAACCUGAGGAGGCAAGAUCAAAAGUAAAUACCCUUUCUGAUGCAGAAGGGUUGUGUGUAUCUUUUGCUGGCAAACGUGGUUCUUCUGAUCCUGUUAUUGCCGUUAAGGAAUUCUUGAAAGAAGAACCUUAUACAGCUGAAGAAAUCGAAAAAAUAACUGGAGAGAAGCUUACAACUACAUUUAGCAGUUCUGCAUCCUCAUUGGAGGUGCUAAAGGCAGCCAAGAACUUCAAGUUGCAUCAGAGGGCAGCCCAUGUUUACUCUGAAGCCAAGCGGGUGCACACUUUCAAGGAUACUGUGGUGGCAAAUCUCAAGGAUGAGGACAAGCUAAAGACGCUAGGUGAGCUGAUGAACGACAGCCACCAAAGCUGCAGCAUUCUAUAUGAAUGCAGUUGCCCGGAGUUGGAAGAACUCGUAAAAGUCUGCCGUGAUCAUGGAGCCUUGGGGGCCAGGCUAACAGGAGCUGGAUGGGGCGGUUGUGCAGUUGCAUUGGUGAAGGAAGCAAUUGUUCCACAGUUCAUCCUUAACUUGAAGGAUAAGUUCUACCAGUCGAGAAUAGAGAAAGGGGUGAUCAACAAGAGCGAUCUAGGCCUCUAUGUGUUUGCUUCGAAGCCUUCCAGUGGUGCUGCUAUUUUGAAGCUCUAGACCCUGUUCAAUCAUCAUAUGAACCCCGUUUCCAUAGCCAUCUUGUAAGAAGUUAGUUUUUACCUUUGUUUAUGCACAAAAUUAAAACAUGAGUAUCAGUACAUUGUUAUUGUUAGUUUUUACCUUUGUUUAUGCACAAAAUUAAAACAUGAGUAUCAGUACAUUGUUAUUGUUGGAUGGUGGAAUAUAAAUAAAAAUUUCGGUCUUUCAGAACUGUGGUGGCGUUUAAUCAUCAUUUUCCUACCUAAAAGCCGUCAACCGGAUCACUCUCUCUAGGUUUAUAAUACCUGGUGUGAUCAUGUUUAAAGUUUAAACUUGAAAAGAUCCGAGUCUAGAAAUACAGUGUUAGUCCCUAAUCCUUAUUGUAUGGCGUGUUUAAGAUUAGUUUGUUUUGUUAUAUUUGUUAACGUAAAAAGUAUGAUUUGUAACGCUUCUCAUAAUUAAGUUUAGGAUGACAAAAAUAUCUGAGACCAUAGAUAUCCACCCGAAUAUGAACUAAUCGGUAAAGAUUAAACUCGAACUCGAACGAUUUUCAGUGAGUAUGGUUAAAAUUCGAAUCCUAAAAUUGUGGAUAAUAGGUGGACAAGGUUUUCUCACUAUCCAAUCCGAAUCAGCCCGAUUAUACACAUGCAUGAUGCAUAUGUAUUUUGUCUAGAUAUUAUCAUUAUUUUUCUCGACAUAAUAAAUUGGGAUGUACUAUUUGUAGCCUUAACUUUUUUUUAUUUAUUUGUAGCCCUAAAUUAAAAAAUUAUAUUAAUACCCACCAUAUAUAAAUGCACACAUUUCAAGACAAAAAAAUUGAAACACUUUCCUCAAACACAUACCUACUCUUUGUCGCCAGCGACCUCCACCACACACCGGCCUACCACCGCCUCCGCGCCUCCAGGAAACGAUGUCGAGAAGGUAAAAUGUGGCGGCAAAAAUUUAUUGGGACUAUAGCGACGAGGGUACACGUACGAUAGUCCGAGACCGAGUGACCAGGAUUAUGAUAGAGUCGUGAACAACGUUCACUUUCCGUAAAGAAUAUUUCCACCCUCUACAAAGCCUUGGGUUACAGGAAAUUUUUUCGUAGGAUAAAACUAUCACCACUUUAGGUUCCAGACUCAAGAACGCUAAAACAUACUAGGAAGAAGAGGAAUCCUUUCAUGGUGUGUUCUUUUUCACCACAACCGUUGCCCCCAUUUAUAGAGACAUAGCCGCUUCGUGAAAAUGUUUGGUGGCUAACUACCAAUUCCCAAACGAACUCAUCAUCGAAAUCUAACCACCAAUUUCAAUUUAUGAAGAGUUGUAUUCCAUCAUGAACCAAUGUAUCACUUGGAUCAAACAAAGCAUGUAAGGACAAUUAAAAAAUGCAUCACGUGGUGAAAUGGAAUGGGAAGUUUUCCAAUUCAAAAGGAAACGUUGGAUAAUAAUUAUAUUGGAAAGUAGGCUAAUUUAUUAAUUACCUGACCCAAUAAUUAACCAAUUUGAUCCAACCUCAAAUCGAUAUGACCCGAUUAGUUCGGUUCAACCAAAUUUUCAACAUUUCUCCCCAUUUUAGUGUAUUUAACAAAUCCACUAAAAUUACAAUAUUCUUCCAACAAAACUUAAGCAUCAAUGAAAAUGUCGUGACGAUUGAAUUUUCAUCUUAGUAUAUUACACUUGACAAAUAUUCGAAUACAAAGGGUGUCGGUAA
Messenger RNA from Linum trigynum, 3288 nucleotides. NCBI's taxonomy places the organism in Eukaryota, Viridiplantae, Streptophyta, Magnoliopsida, Malpighiales, Linaceae. The record is from the annotation of a GenBank genome assembly.